Molecule: messenger RNA, 411 nt
Organism: Diachasma alloeum
Lineage: Eukaryota; Metazoa; Arthropoda; Insecta; Hymenoptera; Braconidae
Exons: 2
Coding region: 1-411 (136 amino acids)
Source: RefSeq, a predicted model, not a curated record
AUGCCGAUAGAAGUAUUAGCUGAGGAACGAGGAUCUCUGUAUCGGCAAAAAGGAUCGACCUCACUGAGCCCAACCGAGCUCAAAGCAGAAGCGAGGCGUAAGAGUAUGGAGAGAUGGCAGUCACAGUGGGGCACCUCACUGAAAGGGCGAUGGACGUAUCGCCUGAUACGUCCAUCGCCCCCUGAUCCCUCAGGUACUGAAGAAGACGCAGUGCUUGUGUUUUUCGUAUGUUCACGUUUCAGAAAGAGCCGCUCGGAGUGGAAGUCUGCACUUGGUGAAACGAUCCUGCCUGAGAGCCUGGUGGAAGCAAUGCUAUCAUCGAAGGCAGCCUGGAACGCAACAAGCGACUUCGCGGCGAAAGUCAUGAAACAGCUCCGUGAGGUAGAGCGCCGUCGAAAGAACGCUGUAUAG